UCCUCAAGACCCAUGGCCCUGACUUUCAAGCUGAGAUGCCGGUUGCAAUACAUGGCAUCACCAAAUGUGAUUUUUGCCAACGUCCCCCCGAUAUGAACUGUGGUAACCAAGAAGAGGAACUGCUUUGCUGUAAAGACUGCAACACCAAAGCACACCCUUCCUGUAUGAACUACACUCCAGAACUUGCUCUUCGUGCUCAUCAAUCACCAUGGCAAUGUCCCACCUGUAAGGUGUGCAGCAUAUGUAAAGACUCAGGAAAUGUUCCUGCAAUGUUAAUCUGUGAUUCUUGUGACAAAGGCUUCCACGUUCAGUGUUUGUACUCACCCCUGGAGAAAAGUCCUUCAGGUGAGCUAGCUAUUGCAGGUCAUUGGGUUUGUAGUAUGUGUAGCAAACAGGACAUCAAGGAGAAUGACAAUUCCAAGCUUGUCUCCUCUUCAGAGGAAUUGAUGACAAUAAAAAAAGAAGCAUGCACUUAUGGACCACCGACCCCUUCCGAGUCACCAGAACCAAAUCUUACAGAAAUGCAGCAAGAUUUUCCAAGGAAACGUAAUCUCUAUGAUGGACCUUACCCUGAUGUCACGGACUAUACUAUUGAAGAUGUCGUCAAAUUCUUCAAGUCAAAGGGUUUUACUAAAGAAGCUUCAGCAUUCAGUGAACAGGAAAUUGAUGGCAAAUCGCUGUUACUGAUGAAGCGCGAUGAUGUACUGGUCGGUCUGCGGGACUACAUCUGUUUAGGGCCGGCCCUGAAGAUUUUCAAACAUGUCGAGAGGUUACAGUGGGCCUCUGAAUAGUCACCCCGUUUUCUCCUACACCUCAACUCAACUCAACCUCCUUGAUGGACGGACGGAUGGACAGAUGGAUGGAUGGAGCCAAGCAAUGUUACGGAUGUGAUAGUGAAGAACUGAUUAACUGACAACGAUGAGGAGGAGGAAAGGAGGAGGAGGAGGAGGAGGAAGAGGAAAACUUAUUGAACUUCCACCCAACAUGAUUCAAAACUGUGUGUGUGUGUGUAUGUGUACAUAUUCAUAUAUAUGUAUAUGCAUGUGUGUAUAUACAUAUGUAUGUGUGUAUCUAUAAAUCUA
This is a messenger RNA of Octopus sinensis (East Asian common octopus), 1082 nucleotides long. Its product is annotated as atherin-like. The coding region runs from base 36 to 791 and encodes 251 amino acids. The transcript has 7 exons. Lineage: Eukaryota; Metazoa; Mollusca; Cephalopoda; Octopoda; Octopodidae. The record is from RefSeq and is a predicted model, not a curated record.